CGAUUCCAGCCCUCCGUUUCCCUCCCAAUCCUUCUAGGGCUUCUCGCCAAGGACCCGACGAUUUCUCUCCCUCAUCACCUUCGAGGGGCGUUGAGGGGUGGGCUCGCCACAUUUUCUCUUCUUCAUCACGCUCCGCGUGCCCUCUAUCUCAAUUUCCCUCCUCCGCAACGCACCUCUUACACUACACUCGGUCGUGUGCGACGUCAACUGUUUAAUCCCAGCAACCAGCGAUCACCAACGCCAGCCGCCGAGUCGCGCCCCCCACGAGCCGUCAUCAUGGCGUACGACAGUUCAGACGACGAUAUGCCCCUCGCGAGGCCCAACGGACGCCUCUCCUCGUCAACCAUUUCGCGUUCCGAGGACAAGGCGUUGGAUCGCGCCCUGCCCAACGGUAAGGCUAGUAUGGUUGGUCUGUCCCUGCACAACGGGCCUGUCGAGGGCGGCAUGGAUGUCGACGCUCCAUCUGUCAAUGGCGCCAACAAGCGCAAAUCUCGAUCGUCAAUCUCCAAGGUCAACUACAGAGACAACUCCGACAGUGAUGGUGAACCUCUAGCCAAGCGUCCCAAGCCCACCAGCAAGCCCGCAGAAUCGGACUCCGACGACGCACCGAUAAGCAAGGGGCGAGCAAGGAAGCUCCCUCCCUCGUACGAUGAGACGGCGCUUCCCGACACUUCAGACGAUGAUGACCGCCCCUUGGGCCAACGCCUUGCUCAGCAAAAAGCCGCCAUCGAGAAGAAGGCAGAAGUGCAAGCCAAGGCCAUCCGCGCAAAAGAGGCAAAAGCGCAAAAGGCUACCCCUAAGAAGGCGAUGAAAGACGAGUCCGACGACGAGCCACUUUCCAAGUCGGCGACUCAAAAGCGCCGUCAGUCCAACGGAGCGCCCGCGAAGCGGAAGUCAAACGGUGUCAAGAAGGAAGAGUCAGAUUCAGAUGCCCCCAUAUCCAAGAAGUCGAAGGCGAAGGCGGUCACGCCCGCUAAGAAGGGCAAGUCCGCGCCGCCUGCAAAGGACGGGAAGAAAGCCAAGCCAAAGGAGGAGAGCGACGCCGAAGAGGAGUACGCGUGGUGGAACGCCCCCAAGCCUGAGGACGACAGUAUCAAAUGGCAGACUCUUGAACACAAUGGCGUGCUCUUCGCGCCGGAGUACGAGCCACUUCCCAAGCACGUCAAACUGCUGUACGACGGUAAGCCCGUGAACCUCAGUAAGGAAGCUGAGGAGGUGGCCACUUUCUGGGUGGCGAUGAUGACGCCUGCUUCGUCUCAUCACCUUGACAAUCCCGUGUUCCGCAAAAACUUCUUCACCGACUUCGCCGAAUACAUCAAAAAGUAUGGUGCCACGGAUGCCCAAGGAAACAAGGUCGACAUCAAGAGCCUUGACAAGUGCGACUUCUCCAAGAUCUAUGAAUACUGGUCGGCCAAAACCGAGGCCAACAAGACCAAGAACCUGUCAAAGGAAGAGAAAGAAGCCGCCAAGGCCAAAAAGGACGCCUUUGAGGCUCCCUACCUGCACUGCGUGUGGGAUGGCAGGAAACAAAAGGUCGGCAACUUCAGGGUGGAACCGCCCAGUCUCUUCCGUGGUCGCGGCGAGCAUCCCAAGACCGGCCGUGUCAAGACUCGCGUCAUGCCAGAGCAGAUUACCAUCAACAUCGGCAAGAAGGCCAAAAUCCCUGAACCCCCGGCGGGGCACAAAUGGAAGGCUGUCCAGCACGACCAGAAGGCCACCUGGCUUGCUAUGUGGCAGGAGAACAUCAACGGCGCUUACAAGUAUGUAAUGCUUGGCGCCGCCAGUGAUGUCAAGGGUCAGAGCGAUUACAAGAAGUUUGAGAAGGCCAGAGAGCUCAAGAAACACAUCGACAAGAUCCGCAAGGACUACACGAGGGAUCUGAAGAGUGAGGUCAUGGCUGACCGCCAGAGAGCUACUGCCAUGUACCUGAUCGACAAGCUCGCUCUCAGAGCCGGCAACGAGAAGGACACUGAGAACGAGGCGGACACGGUGGGAUGCUGUUCAUUAAAGUAUGAGCACAUCACUCUUGAGCCACCCAACAAGGUCACAUUUGACUUCUUGGGCAAGGACAGCAUCCGCUACAAUGAGAGUGCCAUCGUCGACCCUCAGGUUUUCAAAAACUUAAAGUUGUUCAAGAAGCCCCCGAAGACGGAUGGGGACGAUCUUUUUGAUCGCUUAAACACUUCCCAGCUGAACAAGCACCUCAACAGCUGCAUGCCCGGACUGACCGCCAAGGUGUUCCGUACUUAUAACGCGUCCUUCACCAUGUCGGAGCUUCUGAAGAGUUUGCACAAAGACCCUCGCUCCAAGGGGAGCGUCGCCGAGAAGGUGAAGCUUUACAAUGACUGCAAUCGUAAGGUUGCCAUCCUUUGCAACCACAAGAGGACCGUUGGUGCCGGCCAUGAGCAGCAGAUGCAAAAGCUCGGCGAUAGGAUCAAGGGCCUUCGGUACCAGAAGUGGCGGACAAAGAAGAUGAUACUGGACAUCGACCCUACUCAGAAGAAGAAGAAGGGUGCGGCUUGGUUCGAACCCGAUGAGGACCUCGACGAAGAAUGGAUCAAGGAGCACCAGCAGUUCCUCAUCGAGGAGCAGCGGACCAAGAUCACCAAGAAGUUCGAGAAGGAGAACGAGAAGCUCAAGGCCAACAAGGAGAAGCCCAUGCCUGAGAAGGAGCUUAAGGAGCGUCUUCACGCAGUAAAGGAGCUCGAGCAAAAGUUCAAGAAGGAGAAUAGGAGCAAGAAGGUCGAGGCCGAAGGCCGCGGUCCCACAGUCGAGAAAUUCAUGGCCGCCAUCGAGAAGCUCGACGACCGCAUCAAGACGCUAGAAACGCAAGCUGAGGACCGCGAUGGCAACAAGGAAGUUGCCCUUGGCACCUCCAAGAUCAAUUACAUCGACCCGCGUCUUACUGUUGUCUUCUCCAAGAAGUUUGAUGUACCCAUCGAGAAGUUUUUCUCCAAGACGCUUCGGGACAAGUUCCGCUGGGCCAUCAAGUCUGUGGAGGAUACGGACGACUGGGAGUUCUAGGGCGGCACAGCACGCCCAGCCCCUUCGUUUUUCCUUCUUUUCUUUUGAAUUUCUUUCCGAUAGGGUGGCUUUGCCUGGGUUUGCUUAGCUUUGUCAUCUUUCGGUUCUUGCAGUGUCAUUUUUAAGCUUUGAGCAUUCUUACACAUCGGUACUCGAGAGAGAAAUGAGAUGUCAUAAACCAUAUAUCUCGAGAACAGGGGGCACCGGACGCUACUCAUGGCUACUACACGGUGUGGGCAUGGACAUGGCGAACUUGAGCACGCGGCGAAAAGGGAACAACAUGAUUCUUUGCGAGAGGGCAGGAGAGAGGACAAUCAAUUAUCCGGGCGGGACGGCAGGCAGCCAAUGCUGCUAACAUAGACGCAGGUGUAUUCUUAUGGCACGGGAUUCAAGCUACAUCUGGGUUGGUAGUUACGGCUGCAGGGGUUCCAAAAGGUCAGGGCUCAGCUCGCUAAGAGUGAGGGGAGGAGGCACAAGGUGGUUGGCACGUGCCAAGGUUUUGACUUUAGAAAAGAAGACAUGUAGGAAGUUGCAAGUUUUUAUCUUGGGGCGCAAUAUCCCGAUGAUCGCGAGCGUGGUGAGAGAUACAUGAGGUGUAUGUUCGAGGACCCUUUGCUGCAGGGUCAUGUUGCAAUUUGCGCAAGCAUUACCGUCUAUAUGUACGUACAUGUUGACAGUGGCCUUUUUGCCUUGCCAUGG
Molecule: messenger RNA, 3723 nt
Organism: Purpureocillium takamizusanense
Lineage: Eukaryota; Fungi; Ascomycota; Sordariomycetes; Hypocreales; Ophiocordycipitaceae
Gene: TOP1
Product: DNA topoisomerase 1
Exons: 6
Coding region: 277-3024 (915 amino acids)
Biological process (GO): DNA topological change; chromosome segregation; DNA replication
Cellular component (GO): nucleolus; chromosome
Molecular function (GO): DNA topoisomerase type I (single strand cut, ATP-independent) activity; DNA binding
Source: RefSeq, a predicted model, not a curated record